Messenger RNA from Cladocopium goreaui, 2142 nucleotides. The record is from the annotation of a GenBank genome assembly. NCBI's taxonomy places the organism in Eukaryota, Dinophyceae, Suessiales, Symbiodiniaceae.
AUGGAGGAAGAUGGCAGGGUGGAAGGUCAUCACAUCCCCAAGAGUCAGAUGAAGGAGAUAGCAGAUCUUUGCGAAGGGACAGGUCUGCCAGCUGCCGUGCCCUUGAUUCGCAAGUUUGCAGAUCAACGUCCAGAUGUGGCAGCGGCAUCGCUGCUGGAGCGACUGCGAGAAAGAUCCGUGCAGGUGCAGACGGUGCACUGCAACAGUGUCCUUGGCGCCUUAAAACGGGCCAGACAUUGGCAGCAUGCCCUUUGGAUGUUUCAGCUCCUGCCCCAAUUUCAGCUUCAUCCAGAUGGAGUCUCUUUCAACACAUUGCUCAGUGCGUGUUCUUCAGCCGGGCGCUGGGACAUGGCGCUGCGACUCUUCAGCUCCAUGCGGCAGGAGAUGAUCGAAGCCGAUCGGAUCUCCUACAAUGCUGCCAUCGACGCGUGCGCAAAAGCGAUGCAGUGGCAAAGGGCACUACAUUUUUUCCAUCAGAUGGAGGGCAAACUGAUUUUGCCGAAUGCGGUGACCUUGGCUAGCGUGCUCAGUGCGUGUGACAAGGGAGCUCAGUGGCCUAAAGCCAUGGCUUUGCUGAGCGAAGCCUGGCGCUCUACGCCGAUGUCGUUGGAUGUGGCACUCUACAACAGCAUCUUCAACAUCCUGGGCAAAAUGUCCCAGUGGCAAGAUUGCCUCGCUGGGCUCCAAGAGAUGCCACUGCUACGCUUGCGGCCCAAUCAGAUCAGCUACGUUGCAGCGAUGACUGCCUGCAGUCGCGGCAGCCACUGGGCGCAGGCCUGCGAUUUGCUGAAGAUGAUGGCUGCACAUACCACUCCACCCAAUGUCAUCAGCCACAACGCCGCCCUGAACGCUUUGAGCAGUGCCAAGCUCUGGCAACGCUGCCUGGAGAUGAUGGAAAGCCUGGAGAUCACCUGGGAUUCAGUGAGCUAUUGCACCACCAUUGGCGCAUGUGGCAACGCUGGAAAUUGGCAAGUGGUGCUUUUGCUUCUCGAGCAGAUGAGGGUGCCGGGCACCCGGCCAUGCCUCGAUCGCACGGUGCUGGACGCCGGCAUCACAGCCUGCGGCAGGGCGGAGCAGUGGCGGAUGGCGUUGCACUUGCUGCGGCAGAUGCCGUCUAAGUGGACAAUCAGUCCGGAUGAGGUGAGUUACAACGCAGCCAUCAGUGCCUGUGAAAACGGUCCCUGGCAGCACGCCUUGGAGCUCGCAACAGAGAUGUGGGGUGCGACCUCGGCUGGGCUCCUCCCAGAGAUCACCCUGGGUGCUCUGUCGGCGGCCAUGCGCUGGGCUCCAUGGAACGCCUGCCUGGCCUUGCUCGGUUCGAUGUUGGAUUUGCAUGUCAUGCCCUCUGGCAUAUGCGUUGGAAACCUCCUCCGGCCCCUGCAAGAGACCUUGGGCAAAGAAGUGGGCUUGGAGGUCUUGCGAGACAUCCAGAGCUUCUGGGCAGCUUCCCCCGGAAGCGAGAACUCCGACGUCGCUGGAACUCCUUCGUCCAUCGGCUUUUCGGUGCUGCGCGCAUCACCUGGCCUCUUGGCGGUAGCCAAGCCUGGAGGCGUAUCAACAGAACGGGUGCAAGAACUGGUUUCUGCCGCCUUGAACGCACCGUUGCAGCUGGUCUCACGCCUGGAUCUGCCCACCUCCGGCGUCCUGCCCUUGGCGCGUUCACGCGGUGCCGAGCUGCUCCGGGCGCAGUUCACCGCGGGGCUGGUGGAGAAGGCGGUGAAGGGUAGGGAGUACUGGUGCUUGUGCUCCGGCAAAGCGGCAGUGUCUUCCGGAACGAUUUCCAAACCGCUGCUGGUCCGGCACUCCAGUUUCAACUCCCUCUACGCGGAAGUCUCUGAUGCGGGCAGAGAAGCACGCAGCGACUACCAAGUGGCCGAAGUGUAUGAAGACGAGAAGUCCUUUCCCCUGACUCUGAUGAGAGUCAAACCCUUCACUGGGCGGACGCAUCAGAUCCGCGCGCACAUGGCCAGCAUCGGCUUGGGAAUCGUCGGAGAUCCCAUCUAUGGCCAGCCUGAGCUCUUCCCCUGGUGUCCGCGGUUGUUUCUCCAUUGCCGCCGGCUGUGCCUCAUGGAUUUUGAUGGCCAGGAGACCGUCAUCGAAGCGCCUUUGCCCAGCGAUCUGCGGGAAGCCCUACGGAGCUAA